CUAUCUGAUAAUUUCGUUUACUCAUACAUUGCUGACGAUUCUUUGGGAGUGUCAGUAGACCAUUAUCAGUUGUAAAACACAGAAGAAGAACGAUGGCACAGUAUUUUGAUUAUAUCCACGGUACUCCCUCUCUUCGUCCAGAUCCAAAUUUCAACCCGGAAGCCGACUGUACUAAAUUGUACAAGGCUAUGAAAGGGUUGGGAUGCAACGAUAAGGUUAUUGUUGAUGUAUUUGGUAGGAGAAGUUUCGACCAGAGAGCUGAUAUUAGAAAGCAGUUCAAGACUAUGUAUGGUGAUGACCUGGAAAGUAGACUGAAGAGUGAGCUAAGCGGCAACUUAGAGACUGUUGUCUUGGCAUUAUGCAGAGAUAGAUUCACUUAUGAUGCUGAACAACUCAAUCGAGCGAUUAAGGGCUUGGGAACCGACGAAGAUCUUUUGAUAAGUAUUAUUUGUACGAGAAAUCCAUCGGAAAUGGAGGCGAUAAAACAAAGGUAUAUGGAGUUGUAUAAACGUACGCUAGAGGACGAUGUAGUUGGAGAUACUUCCGGGGAUUUUCGUCGUUUUCUGGUUGCUCUUCUACAAGCCGGAAGACCAGAUAAUUUCAGAGAGGUUGAUAUAAAUUUGGCCAAGAAAGAUGCCCAAGACCUAUACGCUGCCGGUGAGAAAAGAUGGGGAACAGAUGAAUCAACUUUUAAUAGAAUUUUAUGCAGCAGGAGCUUCUCUCACUUGAAAAGAGUUUUCUACGAAUAUCAAGUGCAAACUGGAUCUGAUAUUGAGAAAGCCAUUGAUGGUGAAAUGGGCGGCGAUGUCAAGAAGGCAAUGCUAACGCUAGCCCGUUUCGUUAAGAAUAAGGAAGCUCAGUUCGCCAAAGCUCUUCUUAAGUCUAUGAAAGGAUUGGGAACUGAUGAUGAUACCCUGAUUAGAAUCAUUGUGUCGAGAUGCGAAGUUGACAUGGAAGAAAUUAAGAAGGAAUUUCUAGGACUUCCUGAAAAUAAAAGCAAGAAAACAUUAGCAAAAUGGAUUCAGGAAGAUACCUCUUCGAACUAUGAGAAAAUACUAUUGGCUUUAAUUGGAUGUUAA
Molecule: messenger RNA, 1079 nt
Organism: Dimorphilus gyrociliatus
Lineage: Eukaryota; Metazoa; Annelida; Polychaeta; Dinophilidae
Source: the annotation of a GenBank genome assembly